CGAUCCGAGACGGACAGACGGCGCAGCGCGGGAGGAACUAGGAAGCUAGCGCCGGCGAUGGCGACCCCAGCGGCGGAGGCGUCCGGGAAGCGGGACGAGCUUGCCGACUCGCUGUCCGAGCUCCUCACCAACGUCUCCCUCACGGUCCGCGGCGAGCUCCAGGGGACUAACAAUCAGCUGGCUCUUCUUGAAAAGAUGAAUGACCGUAUAGCACAGGAAUACAGCAACUAUGGAGAUGUUUCAGCUGGCCUGCGGGUCUUUGUAGAGCAGCUAAAUGAGAAAAAUCAAGGUUUUGACGAAUGUAUAUCACAGAUUGAUGCAAUAGAUCAACUGGUGGUUGAGUUUGAGGCAGUGGUGUCCAUGCUCGAUAAGCAUGUUGCUCUCUUGGAAAAGAAAGUAGUAUCUGCCUAUCACAUUUCUUCUACCCAAUGAUUCCUAUCCAGAACAUGUUGUGAAUCUUCUGCUGCUCUUUUGUUGACACUUGAGCUUAUCAAAGAAAAUUGUAAAAUUGUGGAGGAGAAAAUAAUGAUGUACACGCUAACGUUUCAAACGUUUACUUGUAUCAUAGUGACAAAUAGCCAGCAAUCAAGAUCUUUGUCAUUUGCUAUUCCUAUGAUUAGAGUUGGCGUCAGGAAA
This is a messenger RNA of Phragmites australis (common reed), 636 nucleotides long. RefSeq names its product biogenesis of lysosome-related organelles complex 1 subunit 2-like. Bases 58 to 432 code for a protein of 124 amino acids. NCBI's taxonomy places the organism in Eukaryota, Viridiplantae, Streptophyta, Magnoliopsida, Poales, Poaceae. The transcript has 2 exons. The record is from RefSeq and is a predicted model, not a curated record.